AUGGCCACUUUUCGAAUUGGUGCUGCCUUCGGCGCGGUCACCAUCGCUUUGCUGGUAUUUAUGCAGAUCCUGGCUGCGCUGCGACAUAUUGAGCAAGCACCCUCGUCGAGCUUCAGCGGGACCUUCAAUCAGUGGAGGAGCAGAGAGAGUGCACUGACGGAUGAUGACCUGUUUUUAGUUGGUGCUGGCAAAGCGGAUGUCACUGGUCCGAUCGUCGAGGUGGAUUUUAACGGCUAUGCCAGCCUAGACCAGCUGGGCACGGGUCUGCGCCAGCGAAUUUACUCCCGCGCGUUCAUCUUCGCUGAUCCUAACAAGCCCGAGGACACCUUUAUUUACCUGGUCCUCGACACGCUCGCUGGUGACACGGCAGUGAGACAUGGAGUCCUGGAGGGGCUCGCCGCGCUGGGUAGUGACUAUGCGCGCUAUGGCGAACAUAACGUCGCGUUGACCGGUACACACUCCCACUCUGGCCCUGGUGCGUGGAUGAACUACCUCUUGCCACAGAUUCCUACCAAGGGAUUUGACAAGCAGAGCUACCAAGCUAUUGUGGAUGGCACCAUCCUGUCCAUCAAGCGUGCGCAUGAGAGUCUGACCACUGGGCACCUGUCCUUUGGCUCGAUUGACCUAGAAGAUGCGAACAUCAAUCGCAGCCCUUACUCCUAUGAUCACAAUCCCGAGGCAGAAAAGGCGAAAUACUCGGCUAAGGUGGACAAGACGCUGACGCUCUUGCGCUUCGACCGUGCGUCAGAUAACAAGACGACCGCGGUGUUAACCUGGUUCCCGGUGCAUGGCACAUCCAUGUAUAACAACAACACCAUCGUCACUGGUGACAAUAAGGGCGUUGCGGCAUAUCUCUUCGAGCGCAGCGUGGACGGCGACUCGCGUUUUGCUGACGACGUCGUGAUCGGGUUCUCGCAGGCCAACGUCGGUGACACGAGCCCGAAUGUCGAGGGCGCGUGGUGUGAGGAUGGGUCGAACGAGCAAUGUACAUACGCAGACAGCAUCUGCGGCAGCACGAACGAGGCUUGCCACGGCCGGGGUCCGUUCUUCCGGGAGAAAGACAACGGUGCGAAAAGCUGCUUUGAGAUCGGCAAGCGCCAGUAUAACGCGGCGAAGGAGCUCUAUGGGCAGUUGAGCUCUGCCGGCACUGCCAUCACUGGCAGCUCGGAUGUUCGCUCCUUCCACGUAUACCAGGACAUGAACGGGUACACCUUCCGGUCGCCGUUCAAUGGUAGCACCCUGAAGACGUGUCCUGCGGCGCUGGGAUAUUCGUUCGCUGCCGGGACGACUGACGGGCCCGGCGCCUUCGAUUUCACGCAGAACGCGACUGGUCCCUCCACGGAAAAUCCGCUGUGGAAGGUGGCUCGGGCGUUCAUCCACCAGCCCACGGAAGAACAGCAGAAGUGCCAGGGAGCCAAAGAUAUCCUCCUGGAUGUCGGAACACUGACCGAGCCCUAUGCCUGGGCCGCCGACAUUGUGGACAUCCAGGUUCUGCGCGUGGGGCAGCUCUUCAUCAUCGUCUCCACCAGCGAAGCUACCACGAUGUCUGGACGCCGUUGGAAGGCGGCCAUUGCGCAAGCCGCCCAAGCCACACUUUCCGUCUCCAGCCCACUGAUUGUGCUCGGCGCUCCGUCAAACAGCUACGCGCACUACGUCGCGACCGAAGAGGAAUACAACGUCCAGCGCUACGAGGGUGCCUCUACCCUCUACGGCCCUAACACUCUCGCCGCGUACAUCAACCUCACCCUCACCUAUCUCCCCUACCUGGGCAGUGCUUCCGACAUUGCUCAGCUCUCAACCAUCCCGGCCGGCCCAAGCCCACCCGUCAACACCAAUAAAUCGCUCAGCUUCAUCACCGGCGUUGUCUACGAUAACGCCCCGCUCGGCAAGUCCUUUGGAGAUGUCGUCUCCAACCCGGCGGACCAGACCUACGGGCCCGGCGACUACGUCAACACGACUUUUGUCGGCGCUAAUCCGCGCAACAAUCUCCGUCAGGAGUCUACUUAUGCGGCUGUGGAGCGGAAGACAGACUCGGGGGUGUUGAAUUGGGAGCGCACGAAUCUGGUGCUCGGGUAUAGCGAGGUGACUUUGCAAUGGCAGAUUGAAGAUGACUAUUACAGCGUGGAUGAUCCGAGUCCCCUGCAGAGUGGCACUUAUCGGAUGCAUUACUAUGGAGACUCGAAAAGUGCGCUUGGAACGAUCUCCUCGUUUGAGGGGAUUGGUGGGUCGUUUACAGUCAAGGCUUCGUAG
Molecule: messenger RNA, 2250 nt
Organism: Penicillium canariense
Lineage: Eukaryota; Fungi; Ascomycota; Eurotiomycetes; Eurotiales; Aspergillaceae
Product: neutral/alkaline ceramidase
Exons: 3
Coding region: 1-2250 (749 amino acids)
Biological process (GO): sphingosine biosynthetic process; long-chain fatty acid biosynthetic process; ceramide catabolic process
Cellular component (GO): extracellular region
Molecular function (GO): N-acylsphingosine amidohydrolase activity
Source: RefSeq, a predicted model, not a curated record